This is a messenger RNA of Linum trigynum, 4702 nucleotides long. NCBI's taxonomy places the organism in Eukaryota, Viridiplantae, Streptophyta, Magnoliopsida, Malpighiales, Linaceae. The record is from the annotation of a GenBank genome assembly.
UCCACCAUGAUUGCUAUGUCUAACCACCAGUCAACUACCCUCAAUAAAAUUUCAUCAACUCCGACGGUUGAGAAUUCAAAGUUAUACUUGUCUACUUAUUUAUUUAUAUAUUUAUUAUGGUUGGUUUGCAAAUUAUUUAUGGACCAAGUGAGAGAGAAAAAAAACAAAGAAAAUUCUACGAGAAUACGGAUCAAACAAUUUUAUUGAUUAGUUGGACUUCAAAAUUUCAUAACUAAUAAACAAUUAAUACGGCAAUAAUCAUUAUAAAAAAAGUAUUACAGUAAUCGAUCGUAGGAUGACAACGGGUUCGGGUGGGGCAAAUUUUUCUAUCUCUCAUUCUUGAACCACAAUUUUAAAAUUGUAACCAUCUCAAUAAUCAAAACUAUGCGGGAUGUAAUAUAAUAUUUUUGAGAUAAAAUGAACAAAAUGCUCAUACUCUGUUUCGUAUUUUCUAUAUAAGCAUACUAGAUUGUACCCCGGCCUGUUGUUGGCCGGUUGUUUUAUCAUCACAUUAACAAAGUUUUAAAGUUUAGUAAUUUCCACUUCUCUUAUAUUCCUGUCAUAAUUAUAUGUCAAUAUUAUGCGAAUUAACAAAUAACUAUAUCAAUUUUACCAAACAGCAAGCUAGUUGUACAUCAAGUUGUACCAUAACAUAAAAGUCAAAUUCCAUUAUGGUACAACUUCAAUUUGUACUUUUAACGUUAUGAUACAACUUCAAGUUGUACUUUAAAACAUAGGAGAAGUGCUCAUUCAUGAAAAGAGAAAACGUGCAUCCAUCAUAAAAAUUACUAACAUUGUAAUCAGAGCCAUCUAUGUAGAUUCUUGUUGAAAGUAUGCAUAUAAGUGUUCCAAAAUAAUAGGUUUCACCUCUUAACCAUCAACAAUCUUCAUCAUCAACUCGACAACUCCACUAUAUUCAUCAUUGGUAUGUGCUUCACAACAAAAGAAUUUGCCUCAACUGUGGUUGGAGAUUCAUUUUUUUUCAUCAAUGAUUCUUUUAAAAACUGUUAAUUUGGUUAUGGAAUUUGUGACGUAAUCACUAAACUUGAUGUGAAAAUUGAUCAUAUUCUUGAAUUGUUAAAUCGAAAACUAUAUGAAACUUCAUUUUUUCAUAUGAUAUAAUUGCAUGCAUACUGAUUAGCGCCAAAAUAGUUAGCGAAAAUUUUCUUAAUAUCCAUAUAAUACAUGUAUAAAUGUUACAUGCAUUUGAAACUCUCGUUUUGUAGUAUGAUAGAAUCAUGUUUAUUUAUUUAUAUUUUAUGUAUAAACACGUAUUACAAUGGUAAAAGAAAUCAUACGUUUAUGUCAAAGUAAACUAAUGGUGCAUUAAUUAUGUUGAUUUUUAUAAUUAUAAGUUCUAUAAUUUGGUGGGCUGUGGAAAAGGAAAGCCCAAGUAACGCCUAGUUGUGCGUUUCCCAUAGUAAUUAGUAGCUCACCGAAAACUGAGAUGCAAAAGGACUCAUACGUCCUUCCUUGCUUUGCGGGGAGGCCAAUAAAAUUUCAUUUAGGUAGGUGCUGAGCAACAACCUCGGAGGAUUAUUUAUAUUUGGGCCAAAACGAUAACAACACUAUCCGAACCUCAAACGCCACUGUCUGUCGGCCUGUCACUAACCACAGCUCGCUAGCGCCACGGCCCACAACCGCAAUUCGCCGACGCAGUCGCCGGAAGCGUUAUCAAUAUCAUCACCAAAUCACUCCAACGGUCAACAUGGCAAAACCAGAGCAGCAGAUGCAGCUGGUCUUCAUCCCAUGCCCAGGCGUCGGCCACCUAGCCGCCAUGGUCGAACUCGCCGACCUCCUCGUCCGCCGCCGCCCCGCCCUCUUCAUCUCCGUCCUAAUCAUCACCACCCCUUCCACCGCCGCCACCGUCACCCGCUACACCGACUCCCUCCCUUCCACCCCUCGCAUCGACCUCCUCCACCUACCCAAAACCGACGCGCCCCCGGCCGCCGGCGGCGAUUUCGCCAUGAUCGAAAUCCAAAAGCCCCGAGUCCGAGAAGCCGUCUCCGCCACAAUCAACCGCUCCCGCGGCGGCGCUCGACUCUCCGGGUUCGUCCUCGACAUGUUCUGCACCUCCAUGGCCGACGUGGCAGGCGAAUUCGCCGUCCCGUCCUACAUUUUCUACACCCCCGCUGCCUCUGCCCUCGGAUUCGUCCUCCACAUCCAGGCCGCGCACGACGGCGAGGAGCGAUUUGACGUCACCGAGUUUCGGGGAACCGAAUUGGCCGUACCGAGUUGGGCAAGCCCGGUCCCCCGCUCGGCUUUCCCUACCGACGUCACGAAGAAGGAAUGGGUCCAAUUGCUGUACAGAAUCGCCAGAGACAUCAGGGGAAGCAGGGGAAUUUUGAUCAAUACGGUGAGGGAAUUCGAAUCCCACGCCGUGGAUUCUCUCUCCUCCGCCCUCGAGGUGUAUCCGGUUGGACCGAUUCUCAACCUGAAGGGCGGCGACGCCGCCGCAGGAGGGGCGGCGGCGGAGGCGAUUGAGUGGCUGGACCGGCAACCGGAAUCGACGGUGGUGUUCCUCUGUUUCGGGAGCAUGGGAGCCUUUCGCGAGGAGCAAGUGAGGGAGAUUGCCCGCGGGCUGGAAGCCAGCGGGCAGAGGUUUCUCUGGUCGCUCCGUCGGCCGGGACAGGGAGGGCCGCGAGCCAGUCCGACGGACUACGAGAACGUCGGGGAAGUUCUGCCGGAAGGGUUCGCUGACCGGACGGCGGAGGUCGGGAGGGUGAUAGGGUGGGCUCCACAAACGAGCAUUCUGUCUCACAGAGCCGUCGGAGGGUUCGUGUCGCACUGCGGGUGGAACUCGACGCUGGAGAGCGUGUGGUUCGAGGUGCCGAUGGCGACAUGGCCGAUGUACGCGGAGCAGAAGCUCAAUGCGUUCCUGUUGGUGAAGGAGCUCGAGAUAGCCACGGAGAUUAGGAUGGGUUACAACAGCGAGAGUGGGGAGAUCGUGAUGGCGGAUGAAAUCGAGAGAGGCGUCAAGAAGUUGAUGGAGAAAGAUCGCUCGAGGGAGGCAAGACUGAAGAGAUUUAGCGACGACAUCAAGAAGGCACUGACGGAUGGUGGAUCUUCGUCGUCUUCGAUUGCUGAAUUUUUUGAGGAUGUGAGUAAAGGUGGCAUGUGAUUCUUCUUCCCGCUAUUAUCCAUGGUCUAUGAAAACGUACCGGAAAAAUCAGCGGUAGAUUAUGUUGGAAGCAGAAGCUGAGUUCAAGUCUGGAUCGUUUCAAAGUUGAGUGUCGUCGUUUCGGUUAAGUCAAGACCAGCUGGUAAAGUGAUGUCGUUUAGUUUACUUUGUUCUGCAGAUUAGUUAGCUUGAGUCUAAAGUAGCUGAGUCUGUUAGUUGGUUAGAGAGUCCAGGUUUGUUAGAGAGUUUAUAGCAGAGAAAAUAGAAAAUGGGGUUGUGGGAUCGUGAUAAACUGAGUCAAGGGUUUAGAGAUUGUAUUUAAACUCAAUUUUAUUAUCAAUAAAGCUGUCAGUUUGCCCCAACAUUGCUUUCAUAAUGGUAUCAGAGCAUUGGCUUACUGUAACCAGUAUUUGUGCAAAGAGUGAUUUGUUGAAGAGUGCAAGUCUGAAACUCAGACUGGGUUUGGGAAACACGAGAGAUCUGGUGAGGUUAUUGUUGUGGGGUGAGAGAAACACGAGUGUGAGUUAGAUGCAGAUCUGAAAAUGAGUGAAACAUCAGGAUUUGCACAGGUGAGUGUUCCACGUUUUGAUGGCGACUAUGACCAUUGGAGCUUACUCAUGGAGAAUCUUCUGCGGUCAAAAGAAUUAUGGGGAGUGGUCUCACAAGGCUUCAAUGAGCCCACACUAGAAGAGGCUGAAAAAUUGAUGGAAAGAUGCCAAACAAAAUCUUCUGGGCCCAGCCCUGGACAUAUGUGGGAUGAUUCAUUAUGCAACUAGAGAUUCUAGACUGUGCCCUUAAUCAUGGGGCAAUAUUAUCACACCACACAGCAUAACGAUAGCUCGACUCAUGAACGAUUUAAAAGUAAAACGUUCAUUUACAUAAACCAUCAAAUGAAAAUUCGUUGAUUGGAUGAAAAAUUGUAUGCAUUAAGGAUUGCUAGCAUAGAAGUGUGUGACUUUCGCAUAAUUGGGAUGAAUUGAUACUCAUACGAUAUUAGAGCUUUUGAUGAUCAAAAGAUUGUGAAUAACUGAGAAAACUUUAUAGUUAUAAGGAAGAUUGAGUCAAACGCGCGUGUAUUAUAGCAUAUGUUGAUAUUCAUAUCUUACCACGACAAAUGUUACUAUUCUCAAAUACUAAUGUGAAUAAAAGAAAACUCGUAACCAAACUAUGGUUUGCCCACAUAUAUACCCAUACAACACAUUAUUACAUGAAAUGAAUGGAACAGCAAAACAGAGCAUGAUUCCUCUGCUUUAUUUAUAUAUUUAUUAUGGUUAGUUUGCAAAUUAUUUAUGAACCAACCGAGAGAGAGAAAAAAAAACAAAGAAAAUUCUACCAUAACACGGACCACACAAAUUUAUUGAUUAGUUGGACAUCAAAUUUUCAUAAUUAAUAAACAAAUAAUACUACAAUAAUCAAUAGUAGGGAUGACAACAAAUUCGGGUGGAGCCAAUCUUUCUAUAUAUCAUUCUCGAACCACAAUUUUAAAAUUGUAACCAUCUCCAUAAUCAAUACUAUACGUGGAUGUAACAUGAUAUAACAAAACUAACCCCUACGUGGUUCGAAGAAAAUUCACAUGCAUCA